Molecule: messenger RNA, 883 nt
Organism: Arachis ipaensis
Lineage: Eukaryota; Viridiplantae; Streptophyta; Magnoliopsida; Fabales; Fabaceae
Source: RefSeq, a predicted model, not a curated record
AUGAGGAAUCCAUCAGAGUAGAAAUCAAAUAAUAAUAUAUAAUUAAUUAAUGGGUUCCAACAAGGCUGCUAUGGCAUCAACCGCCGCCCUUCUCCUCUCCCUCAACCUCCUCUUUUCCACCAUGAUGGUUACCUCCCAACAAGAACCACCGCCUCCCAUGGCAACUCCUCCACCACCACCACCCUCUACUACUUGUCCCAUCGACACCAUCAGCUCAAGUAGUUGUCUUAGUGCAUUGAACAACACUAUGGGGCUUAUUGGUAGUGGGGCCCCCACAUCAAUCAUCACGGACUGCUGCAACCUCGUCGGCGACCUCGAAGGCACUCUUGGCUCAAGUCAAGCAGCUCAAAUUUGCCUUUGCGCGGCCAUUGGAGUACCUGAACUCAACCUAGCUAUCCAAGUAGCCGCUGCCCUAGGCGACAUCCUCAGUGUCUGCCCCAAUAACCCUCUCGUGGGAUUCCAAUGCACAGCUAAUUAAAAUGAAAAUUCACGUGCAAUCAAUUUCACGUGAAGUUGAUAAUUGAGAAUUAUUAGAUAAAAAUUUAAUUAAAUCAGUCAAAUCAUUUAACAACUCUCAACUAUCAACUUCACGUGAAGUUAACUGCACCUGAGAUUUCACUUUUUCCUAUAUGUUUUAGUUUAAUUCUAGUAAUAAUUAAUAUUAUAUCAUGAUGAUGUGUUGUCUUCUGCAUAUAUAUAUAGUCUUGGACGUAGUAAUCUCCUAAUAAUAUAUCUGCGCAUGCAUAUAUAUUUAUAACUUAUCUAUAGUAUGCCAAAGGAGACUACAUAUUACCAAUAAACGUCCACAUCAAUUAUGAUUUAUGAAGAAUUAUAUAUAAUAAAAUAAUACAGCUUUAUAUAUAUAUUAUGUGCUUUGAAUGUG